CUGCUGCGAAUUUCCUCUUCAAAAUCAAGACCAUUCUCAUUCAAAAUAGCAAACAUCUCAAGAUCGUCAUUAAAAAUAGCCGACAUCUCAGAUCGUCUGAGAUUCGUCUCAGUCUUCACUUUCCUUCAGCCUUCAAUCAGUCAUGUCUGCAUCCAUUCUCACCCAGUCUCACCCGGCGCCAGUGCACCUCGUCCGCUGGGUUGCGUCCAUCCGUGAUCAGCUCAAGCCGCCAGUCGGAAACAAGCUCCUCAACGGCGAUGGCUGCGAGUUCAAAGUCAUGGUCGUCGCAGGACCAAACACUCGAACGGAUUACCACCUCGAGGACGGCGAAGAGUGGUUUUACAUGGUCGAAGGAGACAUGUGCCUGCGAGUCGUCGAUGGUGGCGUAUUCCGUGAUGUUGUGAUCCGCGAGGGCGAGUCGUUCAUGCUCCCUGGCAAUAUUCCACACUCGCCUCAACGACUUGCCAACACGAUCGGAUUGGUGAUUGAGCGAGAGCGCGAUCAGACGGAAAUCGACCACCUUCGCUGGUACUGUCCGCAAUGCCGCGAGAUUGUGCACGAAGGCACCUUCCACUGCGUGGACCUCGGUUCACAGCUCAAGCCUGUGAUCGAGGGAUAUUACGCAUCAACCGAAUCGCGGACGUGCAGCAAAUGCGGAACUCUCGAUCUGCACCCCUCACAGCGCACUCCUCCAGCAGCAGAUCCCGCUGGCGCGGCCAAGAAGCCAGGUCACAACAGCAUCAACCCCGACACACAUCCCAAUCCAUUCAAUCUGCGCCAAGCAAUCGAGGCCAAGGGAAUUGCUCCAGGCUCCUCCGCUUUCUUGUAUGGCCCCGAGAGCCAGUUUCAUCUGAAAGCCUCGCGAGGCCCGAGCACUUCAGUCGAGUUCAAGGCAGCCGCCAAUGAGACUUGGUUUUACCAGUUGUCUGGCUCUUGCACAGUCAACGUGCAAGUAGCAGACAAGACCGAGAGUGUCCAAGUCGACGAAGGACAGUGCUACCUUCUGCCGCGAGGAAUUUCGCACGCCGUGCAACGCUCUGCUGACUCGUUGGGUCUGGUUCUUUCGCGCCCGUGACUCAACACCUCGGCUCUUGCUGCCUGUUAUGCAUGAAAGAUGUUUUCGUUUGGACAACACACUGCAUUGCGAGCAACAGAAAUACAGCACACCUUGCUCACGACAA
Molecule: messenger RNA, 1181 nt
Organism: Capsaspora owczarzaki ATCC 30864
Lineage: Eukaryota; Filasterea; Ministeriida; Capsasporidae
Product: 3-hydroxyanthranilate 3,4-dioxygenase
Exons: 9
Coding region: 143-1075 (310 amino acids)
Biological process (GO): quinolinate metabolic process; 'de novo' NAD+ biosynthetic process from L-tryptophan
Cellular component (GO): cytoplasm
Molecular function (GO): 3-hydroxyanthranilate 3,4-dioxygenase activity; iron ion binding
Source: RefSeq, a predicted model, not a curated record